Chlamydomonas reinhardtii is the source of this 4599-nucleotide messenger RNA. RefSeq lists its product as uncharacterized. The transcript has 12 exons. Bases 300 to 2105 code for a protein of 601 amino acids. The record is from RefSeq and is a predicted model, not a curated record. NCBI's taxonomy places the organism in Eukaryota, Viridiplantae, Chlorophyta, Chlorophyceae, Chlamydomonadales, Chlamydomonadaceae.
AAUGAAGGCGUCUAGCCGGCACAUCUCGUCGUGGAGCGUGGAGCCAUUCGCAGUUGUAGUGAUGCCGUCUGUCAUCACUAUGCGGCGCGACUACUUCUUAUACUCUUGCAUAUAGAAGUAAACGUUGUGAUACAUUGAACUAUCUUGCUUCGCGGCGUUGUUUAUGAUAAACACGCUGAUGGCUUGAAGCAGAGCUUGCCUCUUAGCUCCUUAUCAUGAAUCAAUUUAUUUUGCUGAUCCUUAUGUGCACGGCUGGAUAUGUCGCAUUAUCGCGAGGUGAUGCCCACAACCAAGCUGGCAUGCGUGUGGGUGCGCCGGAGAGCCUUGUGCGGCAGCUAGAGGACCGGCGAAAGCUUCUCGAGGACUACAGGGUCAUUCCAGACUCGCGCGUGGCCAAGGUUGCUGGGCGCCGCGAUCUCGCUGCCGGCAUCACGCUAGGCGGCAAGCAGCAGCCCGCCGGCAACGGCAUUCCGGGCUCGCUGCAGAAUGGCCCGCUGGACCUCAGCACGGACUUGCGCUGGGUGGCGCCCGGCCUCAAGCUGAUUGUGUUCAUCUUGGACAUGUGCGGCAAGGGCGGCGGCGCGGCGGCGUCACAGCAGGACGUGUGGGACCUGCUGCGGGGCGGCUCGCCCAACCUGAAGGAGUACUACGACACCUGCAGCUACGGCCGCACAGGGCUAGACCUGGAGGGAACCACCGUGGUGGGCCCCAUCCGCCUGGACUGCAACGGCAUCGGUAACCCCACCAUGGGCUCACAGCCCUGGACCGUCACCAGCUGCCGCGGCGCCAACCCGCUGGGAUGGUUCUACGCCGCCGAGACGUACGCGACCAACACGCUCAAGCUGGACCUGUCGCAGUACAACCACCGUGUCAUCAUCAUGCCCAAGCUGCACCAGACGUUCCAGGAGGAGGGCUGCGACUGGGCCGGCAUCUCCACCACCGGCCCCAUCAACCCGGAGCCCACCCGCCCCGCCAACUACAAGUACUCCUACACCUGGCUGGCCGGCGACACGUGGGAAAACCCCUGGCUGUGGUUCCACGAGCUGGGCCACGCGCAGUGGCUGCACCACGCCAACACGCCCGAGCUGGAGUACGGCGACAUUGGCAGCGCCAUGGGCGGGGCGCGGGGCUUUGGCCUGCGCUGCUACAACCCCCCGCAGGUAUGGCAGAUGGGCUGGGGCUCGGCCUUUGUGCUGCUCACCCGCGGCGACCUGCGCCCCGGUGAGACGGUGCUGCGCUGGCUGCCGGCCGCCGCCUCCGAGCCCGACCACUUCAUGCGCAUAGCGCUGGCGCCGGCGGCGCUGGCGGCGGCGCUGGCGCCCGCCAGCGGCGGCGCGGACGUGAGCGGCCUGCCCGCGGCCUGUACGGCGCAGCUGUGGGUGUCGUACAGAACAUCCUCGGGCGUGUACGACAUGCCCUGGAAGGAGCCGGGCGCCGGCGUCGUGCUGGUGCACCGCUGGGACGGCACCUCCUUCUCCGCCACCUACAAGCCCUACGGCAUGGCCUCGCUGCGCCUGCCCAACGCCAAGGCCCCCGCGGCGGCGGACGUGCCUGUGGGCGGCGCCUAUGUGGAGGAGAGCUGCCGCCUGGUCAUCACCGCGCAGGACAUGUGGGACGGCUACGCGCUGGUCGGCGUGUGUGUGCGCACCAGUGACAGCGACACGGAGGACGACUGCGGCGACGGCCUCGACAACGACUGCGACGGGCUGGUUGACAUGAAGGACCCGGAUUGCGCCAACGGCGCCGCCAGCAAGAAGACCUCGCGGCCCUCCUCGCCGCGCCCCACUACGCCGCUGCUGGACUUCGGGGCGGAGGCGGAGGCGCCCGGCCUCAUCUACGAGGGACUGCUGCACGUCAUGAUUGACUCGAAGAGCAAGGCCGGGCCCAGUCCCUCGCCCUUGCCGAAGCCCAGUCAGGGCCCCAAGCCGAGCCCCAAGCCAAGCCCAAGCCCUAAGCCGAGCCCAAGUCACAAGACGUCGCCCGUAAUCACCGGGCGCAGCAACAGCAGCCCCAGCCCCAGCGGCAACCGGGCCGCAGCAGGGAACCUAGGUGUUGCAAAGGGCACUACCAAGGCGGGCGCAGGCCGGCGUGCGUUGGCGAGCUAAGUGCGCUGUUGAGCGUGAGAGAAUAAACACCUGCUUAUUAUCCGGAACUUUACGAGGGCCCGUUUCUUUCUUUCUUUUGACAACUACAUAACACUUAUACAGUGUCGGAGCGUGUUGUGACGGCACCGCGACCCGGGACUCCCCUGAUCUUGCCUUGUGCGCCAGCAUCCUGGCGGUUCCUGGCGGUUGCGUAAAUGUCCCUGGCGGUUGUCUCUGGCGGUUGUCCCUGGUCACCACUAAAAGCAGUCCGGGUCCGCUGCUGCGCGAUGAGUGCGUGGUUGGGGCGCUUCAUGGACGGCCUUGGCCGCUCUCGGCAGCCUUAGCCGCGCCGUCUUUCUCUCUUGUUUCGGAUGAAGGCUGGGGCUAACGGCGCCGCACAAGGCGCUGUGCCCCGGGAGCUUUCCAUCUUUGCUUUUUCUGUCACGGGUGUUCGGCAAGUAUUACAUAAAUGGGGUACCGUAUGAGGCUGUUCCGUACGUGUGGAUGGCGGCCUUGCAAGUGCGUAGUAAUCCACACGUGCAUGUGUGGCAUGGGAGCGUGGCAAGCCGGGCCGCUGCAAAAGGGCCAGCAAUUCAUGAUUGGUGGUGGCUCUCUAUACCCCACAUACCGCAAUGGCGGUCGCUGGCCGCAAAGCUGGGCCGCUGAGAGCCAUGUGUGCAGGGGUGGGCCGAAGUUCAAUUCUUCAUUGUCACAUUCAAUUCUUGAUUGACGGUGACAUCUCCCCCGAGCAGGGGGAACUCGCGUGUUGUACGGCGCACGCGUUUGGUCGGCAGGGUUGAAGUUGCCAUGGCGGCGUUUGGAGGUGGCGGUGCGCGUGGCACGUGGUGUGGCUGGCAAUAUGCAUGCGGCACGUCAGCCUCUGGAGCUGACGUGAGAGCACGGGGUAUUCUUACAUGGCGGUGAUGCUUCACAGCAAAGGUGAGGGCUUGAGCGAUCAGCGCGCACACGCCGCAUCCGUCCGUGCAUGCAUGAGUUGUGUGACACACUUUGUGCGUGUGCGUGUGUGUGUGUGUGUGUGUGUGUGUGUGUGUGUGUGUGUGUGUGUGUAUGGCAGCGAGGCUUUGGUCUGCGCAAUUUGCGGUUGUGCCAUGCAUGGUGGCACCUUGGUCGGUGGCAUAUCCGAUUUUGAUAGGCGACCGCUGGACUGGUCGUGCAUGCCUGCGCGUGCGCACAUAGCCGGUAGGUUCGGAGCGUAUGCAUGACUGGGGCAGGCUUCCACGUUGCUUCCGUGGACUAAUAAAUUUGCCUGAGUUGAAAGCACACACACGUGCACGAACGCAUGUGCUUGCAGCCCCGUGGCCUCGGUCGCCGAGGUUGAAGCGGCGUUGCGCCACUUUGGCAGGAGCGGGCGCUUGCAUAUGUUCUGUCAGUUAGAGGAAUGGCUGGCUGAUUGGAAGGGCCAUUAUAGAAUGGGCGGCCCUGGCUACUGUCCCGGGGCUAUGAUGAAGCAGAGACAGGAAUACUACAUGGAGAUAGUCACCCAGGCUCAGUAUUUACUGCCGUCGCCCGCAGAUCGGGUGGGCGCGCCAAGCUGCGCAGUCGCAUUGUUGUCUUUUCCAGUUGGUGCUUCGGUUGAGACCACCGUUUUGCCUCCAAUGGUGCGCGCGUGCGCGUACCACGCGCAAAGAGAUUCGGUUUGACUAUGAAAUAAAGGUGCUGAGAUGUCGGCUGCAGCAGCAUGUCGAGGCAAGUGCGUGGGCAGGAGGCACGAUGGAAGAUUGGUAUUACGGGGAAAGGACGGGGUAUGCUGUGUUGGAUGCGUGGGGCGAAUGCUAGAGGGUCGCGGACCCAGCUGUGUGUGUGUGUGUGUGUGUGUGUGUGUGUGUGUGUGUGUGUGCGUGCGUGCAUGCGUGCGUGCGUGCGUGCGUGCGUGCGUGCGUGCGUGCGUGCGUGCGUGUGUGUGUGUGUGUGUGUGUGUGUGUGUGUGUGUGUGUGUGUGUGUGUGUGUGUGUGUGUGUGUGUGUGUGUGUGUGUGUGUGUGUGUGUGUGUGUGUGUGUGUGUGUGUGUGUGUGUGUGUGUGUGUGUGUGUGUGUGUGUGUGUGUCGUGCAAGGGAGGUGGUCCUGGGAGGUGGUCCCCUGGCCGGUCCUUUGGUGGCGUAUGUACAUGUGUGUGUGACAUUUGCAAGCGUACAUUACCCACAUCGUACAUAUAACAUUGCAUCUGCAUUACCGUAUGCAGCAACGGGAACGAUUUGAGGUGCGCUGGCGCGGGUCCGCAUGCGGCGGAGGGCGGAGGAAAGUUUCGUGGGCAGGCACACAGGAGUUUCGUGGACGGGCCGACAGGUAGCACAUGGUAGUAGGCUAGUAGCAGAGAAUGACUUAUGACUGGCCUGGGGAAAUCUUGCUCCCACAAGGUGGCUUGAGUACAGAUGACCAGAUGUCAAAAACCUUAUUGUGGCAUGGAAUGCGGAUGCCCGGCGGUGUUGACGGUUUCAAACGGGGGCCUGUUAGAUGCGUUCGGAACUUUGGAUGGCUAUGUAAUGCUGGCAUGUU